This is a messenger RNA of Aspergillus chevalieri, 2835 nucleotides long. RefSeq lists its product as uncharacterized. The record is from RefSeq and is a predicted model, not a curated record. Gene Ontology annotation, cellular component: DNA replication preinitiation complex. NCBI's taxonomy places the organism in Eukaryota, Fungi, Ascomycota, Eurotiomycetes, Eurotiales, Aspergillaceae. Gene Ontology annotation, biological process: DNA replication initiation. The transcript has 2 exons. The coding region runs from base 1 to 2835 and encodes 944 amino acids.
AUGGCCUCGCGUGAAUCUCCCGUUGUUCCCGAAUCCGUCAAUUCACUCGCCAAUGCGUAUGCGCUUCCAUCGCUGAAGAAGCGCAAGACAUGGCAUCCUCCUGCUAAAAAUCUGGGGUCUUCGUCGAUCGUCAUCCGUGCCCCUGCGACAUCACUAUCCGACGACCGCUACAUUCUCGACCCGAUCACCCUCCUCCCCCGCUCCAGAGUCCCAUUCUCCUGGCUCGAUCCUUCAUCUUCUACACUAUGGCCCGUCCCCUCCGGUAGUCUGUUUGUGGCGGAUGCCCCCAUCCUCGAGAACGAGUUGCGCGAACGAGUCGAGCCUACCGUACUGGCGGUGCGAUCUACGGCUGACGGAGGUCUAUAUGUCGUCGAGCGAGUGAAGAAGGGGAUCUAUGCGGUUUCGCGAUUAGGCCCUUGGGUUCAGGAGGGCGAUAUCUUCGUUGCUGUUAAGGGAUGGAGCGCUUCUGCUGCUAUCGCUGAUGAGCAGACGGCGCGAUGCCAGUCACCUGUUGCGGAUGGGACCGUUGAGUGGUGGGAAGUGGCGCGGGUUGAGGAGCCUCUCGUGGAUGUCGAUUCGCUUUCUGGGAAAGGGGCGAGACUCGAUAUUUGCGACGCAUUUUUAGACCAGGAGGAGGAUAAUGUGUUACCUGUGGAAUCUGUGGAGAGCCAAACCGCUUCGAUCGCUGCCCCCAAUCUCGAAAGGAGCUCGAGCACCGGUGCUCGCAUGCCGAGUAUCGCCAUGAAUGAUACCCAGGAGCAGCUCGACGCGAUGGUACCAACGGGUGUCGAUGACCAGCAAUCACCCCAAGAGCUACUGGAUGGCUUGAGGGAUCAGUAUUUGCAGGCUCUCUACAUCUCCAAGACAUCUUUGGCAUAUUUUGCCAAAGGUCCACAGACACGUUGUCGCAAUGCGUUCCAAUCUACUGAGCCCGACUCUCCCAAGACGCCCGUUGGUUUGGUCAGCUUCUACCGAGAAGCUAUACUCCCCGCGAAGAAGAUGGAUUUCAAAUAUAAAGAAACGAUACCGGCGACAGUCCGCGACGUCAUUUUCAGUGUUUCUGACGACGACACGGCCCAGACAAAAAAGCGCAAGAGCCGAAAGAAGAAGAAGCUGGGGAAGAAUGGACUUUACCCUGAUGAAGAGGAUUUCAUUCGAGCAUGGUGGAAGGACAGGAGCUUGUCGGAGAAUGGUGUCGCGAUUGAGACCUCGCGAGAAGCAGGGAUGAAGAAGCAUGUGGCUGAUUUACGACUGCGCGAGACUCAACUGCAGAUACUUCUUAUACUGGAGACUAUGGCUCUGGAGUCGGCUCUCCCUGACGGUAGGAAGCAAGACGGUGGAAACGGAGAAGACUCACCAGACGAGAAGUCAAAGAAAUCCAAGAGCAAGAAAUUACAAGAUCUGAAUGUGGUGCUUGAACUGCAUCUUGAUCGACUAUGCAUCUGGCACGCCGUCAGCUUUGACGAUAUCGCUAUUCCCGAAUCGAUCAAGGAUACGGAAAAAAAACACCUGUCUGGAAAGAAGGCCGAGAGUGACGCUGUGCGAGACUUUUGUACAGAAGUUAUCGUUCCAUUCUAUGCGUCGCGCCUCCCGGACAAAUGCAAGCUGAUCACACGCAAAUUUGGCGUCUCCAGCUCCACAACCCCUGUGAAACAAUCCCAAGCGAAGAAGACACCGCGACGGGAAUCCGAGUCCGCAGCUAAACGACAGCUACAACAACAGCAACAGCAACAUCUGAAACAUCUGAAACCCCGUCGUUCAUUGCAACGCGUAUUGACCGACGAGAAAUCAGCCACCUCUCAAGGACGACACCCCCUCCAGCGGUCCAAGACGGCACCAUCUAAGCCAGACAGCAGACGGGAAUCCAUGGAACCAUUACUACCAAUGGCCAGCGCGAACGUUCGGGGCGGUAUACAAAAGGCCAAGCGAGUGGAAAACCGCGAAGUGGACCUCAACGCCCAAGCAAGGCAGCACGAAACGAAGCUAAAGAAGGUGCAAUUGCUGGCAGACCAGAAGAAAGAACUGGACGCGGCGAUCAAUGCAUUGCGGCGGCCCAAUCGCGAAUUGGUUGCCAAGGAUAUUGCCGAAGACGCGGACAAAAGGACAACGUCUGGUAGCGGUGGCAGUUCACGCAAACAGAAGAAUCCCGUCCGGAAUCCGUUAGGGCAAGGCGUGCAGGUCAUGGCUACGCCCAAAGGGAGUCGGAAGAGGGAUGCUACUUUCGACUUACCACCACCCCCGCUUCCCAUUAACAUGGUGCGGUCAUUCCCUGGACAUUCGAACGAACGCUCACCUCCACCCGACGAGAGUGAUGCGCAAAUGGUCCCUGGCUCCACGGUCCGUCCUAAUUCGUUCUCGACAGCGUCUGGCAGAGACAUGGGUGCUGUUCAGGAAACGCCUACCCGCCGUCCGACCAAGCCAUUCGAAUCUCCUUGUUUUUCCAAAUCCAAGAGCACAACUUAUACAUCCAACACCCUCUUCCGGGUCCCUAAUUGUCCAUCUUCGACCCAGCCAACAGAAUUGGCACCCUCGACACCCGUCUCGUCACGACGUAUCCCAAUCGCGCAGCCACAAUUCAAUUCCUCCAUUGCAGAGACACCUCCUAGGAUACAGCAACAAACCACUGUUCCCAUUCCAACUCCUACUAUUGCUGAGCCUGCUGCUGCACGGCCGACUGCUGUCCUGAGCACACCGGUAAAGAAGGGCAGUGUCCAGGAAACACCGGUUAAGAAGAACUUCCUUGCUCCUGGCGAUUCGUCCACAGUACCUGUGACGCCGGAGAAAUCGAUCUAUGAGCAAUUGGGGUGGAGUGAGGAGGAGGAUCUUGGGUUUUAA